Messenger RNA from Branchiostoma floridae (Florida lancelet), 2185 nucleotides. RefSeq names its product cytochrome P450 2U1-like. The record is from RefSeq and is a predicted model, not a curated record. The transcript has 8 exons. Gene Ontology annotation, molecular function: oxidoreductase activity, acting on paired donors, with incorporation or reduction of molecular oxygen, reduced flavin or flavoprotein as one donor, and incorporation of one atom of oxygen; iron ion binding; heme binding. NCBI's taxonomy places the organism in Eukaryota, Metazoa, Chordata, Leptocardii, Amphioxiformes, Branchiostomatidae. Bases 1 to 1554 code for a protein of 517 amino acids. Gene Ontology annotation, cellular component: intracellular membrane-bounded organelle; cytoplasm. Gene Ontology annotation, biological process: xenobiotic metabolic process.
AUGAGCGUCCUGCUAUCCUCCCUCAACUGGCCAUGGAGUCUCCAAACGUUGCUAGUCGGUGUUGUCGUCAUCAUCACGACAGUGCUGUGGAAGCGGUCUGCAACAACCGGCUUGCCGCCCGGACCGAGAGGACUGCCCCUGGUCGGGAACCUGUUCAGCAUGACUAAGGAACCCUACACUCGUGUGAACAUCCAUCAUGAUUUGUUUCUUCACCACCAGGAUAUCCCAGUGGUUUUCCAAAAGUGGUCUAAGAAGUACGGAGACGUCUUCACAGUGUACGCGUUUCGUCAACCGAGGGUUGUUCUGAACGGCUUUAGCGCCAUCCGUGAGGCUCUUGUGACGAACGCAGAUGUCUUCUCUAGCCGUCCGUACGUCCCGAUUCUUGGGUCGCCAGACCAGAGUGCAAAAGGAUUGCUCUUUGAGCCGUACACUGCUCGUUUCAAAGAACACAAGAAGUUCACCAUGUCCGCUCUCCGGGACUUCGGCGUCGGCAAGAGGAGCAUGGAAGGGAAGAUUCUAGAAGAGGCACAAGCACUCAGCGAUUUCAUCUUGAAGAAAGAAAAGCAGGCCUUUUGCAUCUCUCGGCUAUUGAAGAAUACAACUUGCAAUGUCAUCAGCUCUAUCGUCUUCGGUUCUCGCUACGAGUACGAUGAUGUCAAGGGUCAAGAACUUCUACUGAUGAUAGAACAAACGUUCUCCAUCAAUCGCAUUCAUAUGCUGCCGAUUAUGUUUCCAAAGGCUCGUGUGAUUCCUAGCUUAAGGGAGGGAUCCGAACGGUUUCUUAACAACCAGAUCAAGCUGAGGGAACACUUCCGCGAGGAAGUGGCAAAGCACAAGGAGACGUUUGACCGGAAUGACAUCAGGGACUUUAUAGACGCAUUUCUCCUGGAAGCUGACAAGCGAGAGGGAGACGAGGAUUCAACCUUCACCGAAGAGCAACUUGUUGAGAUCCUCCGCCAGCUGUUCUUGGCAGGUACUGACACAACAGCGAACACCUUGCACUGGGCCGUACUGUUCAUGAUUCUCCAUCCGGACAUCCAGCAGAAAGUACAGCAGGAGAUAGACAGCGUGCUGGGACCCAACCAGGACCCCUCCAUGGAGCAUCGCAGCCAGAUGCCCUACACAGAGGCCACCCUGAGUGAAAUAAACAGGAUGGCAGCAACCGUUCCAAUGGCAUCUCGACACUUUACCACCGGUGAUAUAGACUUUAGGGGUUAUCACAUUCCGAAGGCCACCGCAGUGGAGGUGAAUAUCUGGUCGGUGCUGCGCGACCCACAGCUCUGGCCCGAGCCGAACAAGUUUGACCCGACCCGCUUUCUUGACGACACCGGGAUGUUUACUAAGAGGGAAGAAAUGAUCGUGUUUUCUAUGGGUCGUCGCCUCUGUCCUGGUGAACGGCUCGCCAAGGUGGAGCUUUUCCUGAUCUUCACCUCCCUGCUGCAGCGCUUCACCUUCAAACCGCCAGAGGGCAGUGCAGUGCGGUCUGCAGAGGGAGUCUUUGGGUUGGUGUAUGCCCCGGCACCAUUUCAGCUCGUUGCUGAACCAAGAAAGUAAAGUUCGCAGUUUGUGGUCGUCUGUUUCAUAGAUAUCCAUAAACCUUCACCAAGAACGUAAUGUACAAUCAGGUGAUCUCCAAAGAUUCGAAUUAUAUCGUAACGAUACAAAACUACUUGUAGAAGGUACGGAGUCGUGGUACUCUAGUUGUAGUUUGAGAAUGUGAACUAAGCUUAUAACACUAAAGAUAUAACUUGUAAGUAUGAAGAUAAGUCAUAUAAACAAAUAUUUAUUCAGCAGAUGUUUACCUUUUGAUCAUAUAUCAACAUCUAUUAAUCAACCAUAUUUGUAACAAAUACAUCGUUAGCCUUUAAUAAAACAUUUAAGAAGUGUUUAUUAAAGGCUAACGAUGAGGUGUAAUAUAUUUGGGGUAUAUCUUUUAGUCAGAUAAGAGUACUGUUUUACUUUAUAAAUGUGUUACUGAUAUCCUGAUGCUAGUACACAGCAUACUACUUUUUAAAGCUAUAGGACUGAGCAUGUUAAUGGCAUAAAAAGUAAAACAAUACAUGACAAACCUGGUCAAAGUAAACUUUCACACUUUAUUUAUUCUGAUUACUAUAUGGCAUGGCAGUUAUCCAUAUGUAUACACAAUAUGUACAAAAGCUGCAAAUCUAAAACUCUGCACUGUAAA